Molecule: messenger RNA, 1454 nt
Organism: Tinamus guttatus (white-throated tinamou)
Lineage: Eukaryota; Metazoa; Chordata; Aves; Tinamiformes; Tinamidae
Gene: SPG21
Product: SPG21 abhydrolase domain containing, maspardin
Cellular component (GO): cytosol; trans-Golgi network transport vesicle
Molecular function (GO): CD4 receptor binding
Source: RefSeq, a predicted model, not a curated record
UGUCUCUGUUUCAGGCUGACCUCAACGGAGCUUUUUCUAAACAUCAUGGGAGAGAUUAAAGUCUCUCCUGACUAUAACUGGUUCAGAAGUACGGUUCCUCUUAAAAAGAUAAUAGUGGACGAUGACGACAGUAAGGUCUGGUCGCUGUACGAUGCAGGCCCGAGGAGCAUCCGGUGCCCGCUCAUAUUCCUGCCUCCUGUAAGUGGAACUGCGGACGUUUUCUUCCAGCAGAUUUUGGCCCUGACUGGAUGGGGUUACAGAGUUAUUGCUUUGCAGUAUCCAGUGUAUUGGGAUCACCUUGAAUUCUGUGAUGGAUUCAGAAAACUAUUAGAUCACCUUCAGUUGGACAAAGUUCACCUUUUUGGAGCUUCCCUGGGAGGCUUUUUGGCUCAGAAAUUUGCUGAAUACACCCACAAGUCUCCCAGGGUUCAAUCCCUGAUCCUGUGUAAUGCCUUUAGUGACACUUCUAUCUUCAAUCAGACAUGGACAGCAAACAGCUUUUGGCUGAUGCCUGCUUUUAUGCUGAAAAAAAUUGUCCUUGGGAAUUUUGCCUCUGGUCCAUUAGAUCCUGAGAUGGCCGAUGGGAUUGAUUUCAUGGUGGACAGGCUGGAGAGCCUGGGCCAGAGUGAACUAGCUUCAAGACUUACCCUCAACUGCCAGAAUUCCUAUGUAGAGCCUCAUAAAAUUCGAGACAUUCCUGUAACUAUUAUGGAUGUGUUUGACCAGAGCGCGCUUUCGACUGAAGCAAAAGAGGAGAUGUACAAGCUUUAUCCAAACGGCCGAAGAGCUCACCUCAAAACAGGAGGCAACUUCCCCUAUCUCUGCAGGAGUGCUGAAGUCAACCUGUAUAUUCAAAUCCACUUGCUGCAGUUCCACGGGACCCGCUAUGCAGCCAUUGAUCCCUCCAUGGUGAGCGCGGAAGAGCUGGAAGUGCAGAAGAUCAGCCUGCACAGCAGCAGCGAGCAAGAGGAGCAGUAGAUUUUGUGACUGUCCAUGAAAAUGAUGAAUCAGUUCGGUCUUCCUGCGUACAAUCAAUUGUUCCCACUCUGCCUUUUCCUUUUGUUAGCCGAUUAUCACUGUGUGAUUCCAACAGGUUCAAUAGUCAGUGAACUACCCAAGGAUGAUAAACCCACAACAGCGUAAUGAAAUACCUUUAAUUUUUAGUUUUUGGAUUUCAGGAAGUAUCUUUGAAGACUACAGUUUUAAAAACAAAGACAUUUUUGCUACCAAAGGCUUCACAUUCAUGUUCUUAAACAGAACAGUGUUUCUUUUUAUGUUUUCAUUCAGCUGUAUAUAUUGCCACAUGCAGGUUAUGUACCAAUAAGCGGCCAUAUUUUUGUUGAAUAUUGGUUCAAAAGAUGUUUAAGUGCCAAUGUUGCCACGACUUGUUUGCUUCAUAUAUUGUGUUGAAAGUAACUUUCUAUUUGAAAUACAGCAUUUGAAUUUUUAACUUU